Molecule: messenger RNA, 2929 nt
Organism: Microplitis mediator
Lineage: Eukaryota; Metazoa; Arthropoda; Insecta; Hymenoptera; Braconidae
Product: dystrophin
Exons: 10
Coding region: 313-2481 (722 amino acids)
Biological process (GO): synaptic signaling
Cellular component (GO): plasma membrane
Molecular function (GO): protein binding; zinc ion binding
Source: RefSeq, a predicted model, not a curated record
AAUGUGUUUGGACCAUUGGGACAUUGGCGUAAGCUUAGCUUAUUUGCCACUCUGAGUACAGUCUAAAAUCCUUCUUGAAAUCGAUAUGGAAACUGCUUUCCUUUCCAGUAGUACAGUAUCGUACCGGCCGUCAACGUAGAAAAAAUAUUACUAAUCGUCCGAAUACAAAUAAAUUUUUUUUCGUUUAAAAUUGAAGUUGAUUAGAAUAACUUUCAAGUAUGAUUAUAAGUUUGGAAUAUAUGAAAAUUAUGGCUGACAUCAAAAACACAAGCUGUACUAAAAAGGAAUUUUGAAAACCGGUAGCAAGAACUUAUGGUUAAAUCUUCUAGAAUUAUGUCUGUAUAUAAAAUGGACGACUUUCAAAAAACGCUAGAAGAUCUUGCAGCUGAACUGGCUGCUGCAGAAGUUAUACGACAAUACUUACAAUAUCCCACUACUGCAGAAGGUUCGAGUGAAAUAUCUGAAGACCUGCAAAAAGUUAAAAAUAAAAUAAGUUUUAUUGAAAAGAAAAUAGGAGAUGUUAACAACUAUGCAAGUUUGUUUUCUUCAACGAAUAUAAUUUCGUCUCGAAAUUUUUUGUUGAAACUUGAAGAUUUGAAUAAAAGAUGGAAAUUACUCAAGUUAGCAGUUGACGGUCAAUAUAAGAUACCUAAUGUACUUGAUAUGGAGAAAGAUUCUCCGAAUAACCAGGAGUUUCUUACCACUAGCGUAGAACAACCUUGGGAACGAGCUCUUACGCCAUCUAAAGUGCCUUAUUAUAUAAACCAUCACUCAGAAACUACUCAUUGGGAUCAUCCUGCAAUGAUCGAAUUAAUGUCAUCAUUAGCUGAUUUGAAUGUUAUACGCUUUUCAGCUUACAGAACUGCUAUGAAGCUUCGAACGGUCCAAAAGAAAUUAUGUCUUGAUGUCUUAAGUAUGACCUCUGCCUUGGAUAAUUUUGACUCUCAUGGACUACGCGCUCAAAAUGAUAAAUUAAUUGAUAUACCAGAAAUGGUUACCAUUCUAACAUCACUAUACUCAUUCAUUGCCACUACUAGCACAGUCCAAAUUUCUAUAUCUCUUUGUAUAGAUUUAGCUGUGAAUUGGCUAUUAAAUGUGUAUGAUAGUCAAAGAACAGGUCACAUCCGAGUGUUAUCAUUCAAAGUUGGUUUAGUCCUGUUAUGUCAUGGAAAUUUAGAAGAAAAAUACCGAUAUCUAUUUCGUUUGAUUGCGGAUCCGAACAAACUAGUAAAUCAGCGGAAGUUAGGCCUUUUAUUACAUGACUGUAUUCAAGUACCACGUCAACUUGGAGAAGUUGCAGCUUUCGGUGGGUCCAAUAUUGAACCAAGCGUUCGAAGUUGUUUUGAAAAAUCUGGAAUGCAAAGAAGUGAAAUUCAAGUAGCACACUUUUUAUGUUGGCUUCAGCAAGAGCCACAAAGUAUGGUUUGGUUACCAGUGCUACAUCGAUUAGCAGCAGCAGAAAAUGCGAAACACCAAGCAAAGUGCAAUAUCUGCAGAGAGUAUCCGAUAAUAGGAUUCAGAUACCGUUGUUUGAAAUGUUUCAACUUCGACAUGUGUCAAAAAUGUUUUUUUUCUGGAUUUAAAGCCAAAAAUCAUAAACUGUCACACCCAAUGCAAGAAUAUUGCACUACCACCACAUCAGGAGAAGAUGUUCGGGAUUUCACAAGAGCUUUACGUAAUAAAUUUAAAUCAAAGAGAUAUUUCCAGAAACAUCCCAGAGUUGGAUAUUUACCAGUCCAGACCGUUCUUGAAGGUGAUGCUUUAGAAAGCCCUUUUCCGUCUCCUCAACAUGGUACAUUAAGCCAUGAUAUGCAUUCGCGUUUAGAAAUGUUUGCUUCAAGACUUGCUGAAGUUGAAUUAGCUCGGAAUACGAAAAAUUCUACUCCCGAAAGUGACGAUGAACACCAACUUAUCGCUCAUUAUUGUCAAAGUCUCAAUGAUAGUGCUAUAAAUAUUCCAAGAAGUCCCAUUCAAGUUAUAGCUGCUAUCGAUAUUGAACAAAAGAUUGAACUCGAAGCUAUGAUUCGUGAACUUGAAGAUGAAAAUUCCGUACUUCAAGCAGAAUAUGAAAAUUUACGAUCGAAAGAAAAUUUUGAGCUGAGUCUUGAAAAAUCUGAAAGUAUCCGAAAAUCAGACUCUGACAUGAUUGCAGAAGCAAAAUUACUCAGACAGCAUAAAGGCAGAUUAGAAACACGUAUGCGAAUACUUGAAGACCAUAAUCGUCAAUUGGAAGCGCAAUUACAGCGACUAAAACAACUUUUAAUCGAGCCAUCUGCGUCCCAAAAUGGAAUUUUACAAGCGAGGAAUGUGACAGCAUCCCAAUUAGCUACGGAUUCACCAGUCAGAAUCAACGGACACGGUACUAAUAUCGAAGGUAAUGGAGAAAGCCAAGAUAGUUGUAAUACGAAUUGUCAAGGACGGCCACCACCACCUCCACCUCAUUUACAAAAUCCAAGGAAUUUGUUGCAUGUUAAUGGUUAAUCGUUGAACAACCACCAUUUUAAAAAGACAGAACAACUACAUAAAUUUUGGGCUACUACUUGGGAUUAAAGCGAUCACAUCAUAUCAGCCCUGUGAAGACGAUUGCAUAAAAUAGGAGCUGCAGUCCAUGUUUAUUUAUUUUGUCUAAAACAAUGAAUUGUUGUAAUUUAUUUCGACGUGUCCAUCUUUGAGAUUUUCAAUAAAAUAGCUGUAGUUAAAUUCCAUUUUAAAUAGGAAUAAUUCUACUUACUCCAUAUCAUGGUCUGCUUUAAAAAAACUUGGUAGUUAAAUCUCGAUAAUAAUCUACUAUGAUUAAUAGGAACCUUAUUUAACCUUCUUACUCAUUCGCUUAUUUUUAAAUAAUCUUGUAACUUUUGUAUAUACUUUCAGUACAUCAUAUUAUGUAGUAGUUUGUUAACUCGAAAAUAAACGAAUCUACUCAAACGAA